UGUCGUCCAUUCCCCUCUGGCACGUUCAAAAGCAUAAGAAGUAGGGCUUCUUUACCGGGUCAUCUAAGUUUCUCCCUCACGACUUCUCCCUCACACCCGGAGCAUCGGCUCCUUACUUCGGCUUGCCAGUCCCGCAACCUCGCCUCUAUAGUUUCCAUUCACGCAAUCACGACAAUGACACGCUUGAUCUCGUUGACGACCUCUUUGGUGCUCCUCGCUACUGUCUUGCUCAGCAACGAAGCCCGAGGCAAAGGUCAGCCUCACCACCAGCACCUCGCAGCUCGAAAGGCUGACGAUGCAUUCAACAAGCAGUACCUACAACAGAAUUACCAAAAUGGAGAUGCAGCUCCGGGUGCCAAGGAUGGAGACAGUCCCGGUCAGACGGUCAUUAUUAAUGGCAACGGCGGCAGGGACAAGAACAGUCAACGUCCAGAGUGCCCAACGGUCUUUAUCGGCACUGCCAACGUCAAUGGCUCGCCUACAGCCGGCUGGCAAGGUCUUCCUCAAAUUGUUGGGUUCGACUUGGAUCGCAAGCUGAACGUCGGAGGUGGUGUGCAGCCCGUGUACAUUGAGUCGAACAAAGACUUCAAGAAGGCAAAGCGUGUCGUUCUGGUUCAGCCCGGUCUGCCUCGCGAUUCGUGGAGCUACGUCAACAUCAUGCGAAACAGCUUGCUCUGCGCCGUUUCCAGAGCAGACAUGGAUGUGACGCUGCCAGACGUCAUCGUAGCUGCGCCUGCUUGGUUGUCGGAAGACGACAAGAAUGCAGGCGCCGCUCAGGAUGGCGACAUCUACUUCUCCAGCGGUGGAUGGGCUGUCGGAAGCCAAAGUAGAGGACCUGGAUCUACCUCGGUCUCCAGCAUGGAAGUCUUGGACCGAGUGAUCGACAGGUUCUUUAGCAGCGAAUUUCCCAAUGUCGCUUCCGUCAUUGUUGCCGGACACUCACUCGGAGCGUCUCUGACGCAAAGAUACGCUGUACUUCGCCGACCUAGUGCGCAAGACACUUCAGUGUCGUACUGGGUCGGAAACCCAGGCUCCUACGUCUGGCCCGUCGACAGCACCCCUAUACAGGCGGCAGCGGGCUGCACUGGCGUGCAGGACUGGUCCUACUCCAUCGACAAUGGAGUCCCAGCUUACCGUUCUGCUGACGCUAAGAAGGACAAGAACGCUGUCCUGCAGCAGUACUUCUCGCGCAAGGUGCAAUACGCGUUGGGACUCACGGACCAGGAGGGAGGCGACACUCACUGCGAAGCUGCGACGCAGGGAAGCAGCCAUUUGCAGAGAGGCCAGAAUCUUGAGAAGGCGCUUGAUGGUCUUUCAGGUGGCAAGCCCCAGUCCCACACCUUCAAUUACGUCGCUGACACUGCGCACGAGGAUUACCUGAUGAUGACGGCACCCGAGAGCCAGAAGUUCCUCUUUGUGGAUGGGCUGAGUGCGCAGAGAGCACAGAACGUGAGCGACUCUAGUAGUAGCAGCGGUUCCUCUUCCUCCUCCACCACGACCUCCUCCUCCGGCUCUUCUGGGAACUCUUCUGGCGGUGGAAGCGGCACUGGCUCCUCUGGGGCUCUCCCUACUAUCCUCGCCAAGCCCCUCAAUGCAGUUGCGCUUGGUUGCCUCGCUCUGACGAUCGUCCUUGCCCUCUAAUCUACUUCCUCCUCCUCUUCGAUCAAUCUUAUUUGCGCCACGGCUUGGAAUGCACUCACUCUCACCAUGGACUCGCUAUCGAUCGGACCAGCUCAAAGGAUCCGCUCCACCACGCAGACAUUCUCG
Ceraceosorus guamensis is the source of this 1767-nucleotide messenger RNA. RefSeq lists its product as hypothetical. The record is from RefSeq and is a predicted model, not a curated record. NCBI's taxonomy places the organism in Eukaryota, Fungi, Basidiomycota, Exobasidiomycetes, Ceraceosorales, Ceraceosoraceae. Bases 175 to 1641 code for a protein of 488 amino acids. The transcript has 6 exons.